Molecule: messenger RNA, 1037 nt
Organism: Gastrolobium bilobum
Lineage: Eukaryota; Viridiplantae; Streptophyta; Magnoliopsida; Fabales; Fabaceae
Product: transcription factor JUNGBRUNNEN 1-like
Exons: 3
Coding region: 22-897 (291 amino acids)
Biological process (GO): regulation of DNA-templated transcription
Molecular function (GO): DNA binding
Source: RefSeq, a predicted model, not a curated record
AACAAAUUAAGAGGAUAUAAUAUGGGUUUUGAUGAUUUUAGCAAGGAUGAUGAAGGUUCACUUCCUGGGUUUCGUUUCCACCCCACUGAUGAAGAACUUGUAGGUUUCUAUCUGCGCCGGAAGCUUGAUAAGAAACCCAUUAAUCUCGAACUCAUCAAACAGAUUGAUAUCUACAAAUAUGAUCCUUGGGAUCUUCCAAAAGGCAGUAGUAGUGGAGGAGAGAAGGAGUGGUACUUCUUUUGCAAAAGAGGGAGGAAAUACAGGAAUAGCGUAAGGCCCAACAGAGUCACUGGCUCUGGGUUCUGGAAAGCAACUGGGAUAGACAAGCAAGUGUUCUCACUCGGAGGAGAAGGCAAUGACUGCAUAGGACUCAAGAAAACACUUGUUUACUACCGUGGCACCGCCGGCAAAGGCACCAAAACUGAUUGGAUGAUGCACGAGUUUCGCCUUCCCUCUGAUCAUGACAUCAAUAACAACGCAUCUAUUGCCCAAGAAGCUGAAAUUUGGACAUUGUGUAGAAUUUUAAAAAGAAAUGUAACGCAAAGGAAGUACACACCAGAUUUGAGACAAUUAGCUUCUAAGCGACUUUCCAGUGAUAAGAUAACAAGAAUGAGAAGUGUGGAGUUUAACACAAAUGGAGAAGCAUAUAUCAAUUUUGGUACAAGCCUUGGCCAUCAUGAAAAUGAUCGUAAGCCAGUGGUAAAAAACACAAGCAGUGAUCAAAGGCAUCAGUUUCAUGUAGGUGAGUUGAGCUCCCCCGUGGCACACCAAACUCAAUUAACAGCACCUUCAUCAAACUUCUGGAUUAACCCUGAAGCGAACGACUUCUUCGCGUUUGAGAAUUGGGACGAGCUUGGAUCGGUUGUGAAAUAUGCUGUUGAUUCGUCUACGAUUUAAAUAACCGUGUUAUUUCUUGAGUAUUAGUUAGAAUACAUUAGGAAUACAUAGAAGUAUAUCUACAUCUAGCCAGUGAGAGAGAGAGGAGUGGUUUUGUGUAAGAGAGUGGUUAAUUAGUAUUAUCGAACUUGUAAUUUUGA